AUGACAAACAAUGAAUGUCAUGCAGGAAGAAAUCUUUUUAAUGAGGUUGAUAUACUUACUCAAGAGAACAAAUUAUUUGUCAAGACCGUCUACCAUUGAUCCAUUCAAUUAUUCCAGACACUCUGUAAAUCCUUGCAUUGAAUGACCUUUACUAUUGAAGCGUAUGCGAAUCUUCUUGAGGUGGCCUAUUUGAAAGCACAAUGGGUUAAACUCUAGCAACAACAGUCACUGUGAAACCCCCCAGCUUACUCUAUCUUUUUGAGUCAUGUCAAGCAGCAUUUUACAAGCACUUCGCCAGAAUGGCGUCUCCUUAAGCAGCAAGUUUCAACCUAUGGCUCGUACUAUGACAACCAGCGUCACCACAGUUCCCAACAACGAAGUCGUUAGUCAAUUAGUAAACACACUCAUGCGUGAUGGUAAAAAAGCAAGAGCACAACGCUUGAUUUUUGAUAGUAUGAAGCACCUUUCCAAAAAAGUCGGUCCUGAAUCCGAUCCUUAUAACGUUUUGUAUGAAGCUAUUGAGACUGCUUCACCUUUAUUGAAAUUGUCUUCUACAAAAAAGGGCUCUAAAGUUGUGCAUGUGCCUACAGCCUUAAGAGAUCGUCAACGUCGCCGUCGUGCUAUUGUUUGGAUGUUGGAUGCUUCUAAAAAGCGUGGAGAAAAGACAUUUGAAGAAAGAUUUGCCUCAGAAGUGUAUGAUGUCUCUCAGGGUGUAAGCACAGUUUUACAAAAGAAACAACAGGUUCACAAACAAGCAUUGGCUAACCGUGCUAAUGCUCAAGUCUCUUACAACACUCAGCGAUAGACCAACUCUUUUUUAUUCUCUUGUACCAUUCACAUUUUUUAUAUAAUAAAAUUCCUUUUCAUGUAAAUACAGUGAUCAUCAGCAGGGUCAUACAGAACUCUGAG
Molecule: messenger RNA, 909 nt
Organism: Gilbertella persicaria
Lineage: Eukaryota; Fungi; Mucoromycota; Mucoromycetes; Mucorales; Choanephoraceae
Product: 30S ribosomal protein S7p/S5e
Exons: 3
Coding region: 266-805 (179 amino acids)
Biological process (GO): translation; ribosomal small subunit assembly
Cellular component (GO): ribosome
Molecular function (GO): rRNA binding; structural constituent of ribosome; mRNA binding
Source: RefSeq, a predicted model, not a curated record